Messenger RNA from Panicum virgatum (switchgrass), 919 nucleotides. RefSeq lists its product as uncharacterized. The record is from RefSeq and is a predicted model, not a curated record. The transcript is spliced from 5 exons. Gene Ontology annotation, cellular component: mitochondrion. Lineage: Eukaryota; Viridiplantae; Streptophyta; Magnoliopsida; Poales; Poaceae. The coding region runs from base 87 to 581 and encodes 164 amino acids. Gene Ontology annotation, biological process: protein import into mitochondrial matrix; protein stabilization; protein folding. Gene Ontology annotation, molecular function: zinc ion binding; protein-folding chaperone binding.
GGGCCUCGCGUACGGUCCAGUUACUUGUUCAGGCCCUUUCUUCCUUUCUCCUCCUCGCUGACGGCAAGCGAAUCCGGUAGGCGGCUAUGGCGACGGCGGCGGCGGCGGCGUUCGGCUGCUCCUCGGCGGCGGCGCUGCCGCCCUUCUCGGCUCUCCCGGGAAGCCUAUGCUCGCGCCAGUCGCGACCCCCUCCCCGCGUGUCCCUCAUCGCCUCCUCGAAGCUCGGGGCGACGGCGCUCGGGUUGAGAGUUUCGUGCCGUAGAAGGAAGCUAGUUGUCUCUGCUUGCUCCUCCAGUGAGUCCAGUUCGGACGCGGCGGCGUCCCGGACGGAAGCCACUGUUGAUAUAAAGCUUCCAAGAAGAAGCUUGCUUGUCCAAUUUACAUGUAAGGCAUGUGGUGAAAGGACCCAGCGGUUAAUAAACAGAGUAGCCUAUGAAAGAGGAACAGUUUUUCUUCAGUGUGCAGGGUGCCAGGUGUACCACAAGUUUGUGGACAAUCUUGGUCUAGUUGUUGAAUACGAUCUGCGAGAAGAAAAUGUGCUACAAGAAGACAAUGUGGUGAACACAUAUUCUGAAGAUUGAUAAUAUCUUGAGAAGCCAUGUCGGGUACGUGUCGUGGUCACUGAUGGAGUGGUAGUUGGAGGCCAGGAUUCUGAAUGACUCGGGGCAGCAGUACCCCAUGUGGAUGUGCAUGUCCAUCCUGCCUGGGCGAAGAAGCGCUGGAUCAAGUCGCUCCUUGUAGUUUGUUGUGAAGAUAAUGAUUCUCUCCUCCCCACUUGUUGACCAGAGGCCAUCAACGAAGUUGAGGAGCCCAGAUAGUGUCACCUGUUUCGCAAAAGUGAAGUGCCCAAAGCCACAUCAGCACUGCAAAAAGGAAGCUAUGGAGCCAAGAAAGGGAGUGUAUGAUUCCAAGUUUCUUA